Messenger RNA from Mya arenaria, 2430 nucleotides. RefSeq lists its product as uncharacterized. The record is from RefSeq and is a predicted model, not a curated record. Gene Ontology annotation, molecular function: [heparan sulfate]-glucosamine 3-sulfotransferase activity. Lineage: Eukaryota; Metazoa; Mollusca; Bivalvia; Myida; Myidae. The transcript has 13 exons. Bases 1 to 2295 code for a protein of 764 amino acids.
AUGGAUCGAACAGGGGAAGGGGUAUCAGUCAGGGUUGAAACAAGGGGAGGAGUAUCAGUCAGGGGCGAAGCAGGGGUGAAACAGGUGAAAGGAUAUCAGUCAGGGGUCGAGCAGGGGAAGGAAUAUCGUUCAGGGGUGGAGCUUAAAAGCCAGAGUAGUCAGCCGCCAAUCGAAGCCAUUAGAAGGAUUCCUAAGGUGAUUAUUAUCGGAGUGAAAAAGUGUGGAACCAGGGCUCUCUUGGAAUACCUAAAACUUCAUCCACUGAUAAAAGCCCCCGGGCCGGAGCCGCACUUUUUUGACAGAAACAACCAUCGUGGACUUGACUGGUACAGAUCAAUGAUGCCAGCAACGAACGACCACGAGAUCACCAUUGAGAAGACUCCACGGUACUUCGUGUCUCAAGAUGUGCCAGAAAAAAUAUACAAUAUGUCACCAAAUGUCAAACUUGUAGUAGUUAUACGUGACCCCGUCAUCAGAGCAAUGUCUGACUUCACUCAGGCAGUAAGUAAACAUGAGGUGAAAUCCAACCUGACCUUUCGUAAGAGAGUUCUUCGUAGAGAUGGUGACAUCAAUAUGCAUUCCUCAGUCGUUAAAACGGGUAUUUACGUUCGCUACCUCACAAAUUGGUUCCAGUAUUUUGGUAGGAGCAACAUUCACAUUGUGAGUGGUUUCGGAGACGCCUUGAGGUGUAUGUCCUGCCACAGUACACCCACUAUACAGCAGUGUCGGGGAACAACAUCAUGUAAUGAACAUGAGAUUUGUUCUAUCGAGCAGUUCAUCUCUGCAACUGGCGCAAUUUACUACAGACUUGGAUGUCAGUCCAAAGGGACAUGCCAAAACUUGAGCAUGGGAAGAAGGGGCGCUACUAACAAGACGGGUGAGGAGGACGUUGGUGACAUCGCCAUCUGUGGAGAGUGUUGCUCCUCCCUGUUCUGCAAUAUGGAGGGCUGCGGACAACCUGCUCUUCCAACUAGUGAACGAGGACCAUAUUGUUUUACGUGUGACAAAGCGUCUUUCCCGGAUGGGUGUGAUAACGUCACCAUCUGUGAAAAAGGAGAUAGCUGUAUGCUCUACAUCGACGCAAGCGACCUUGGACAAUCUGGAAACGUUUCAUACACUGGUCUAUGUGAGACAGAUCAUGUUUGUUCCGCCCUUGAACACGCACAUUUGAACAGCAAGUGUCCAGCAACCUGUUGUAAGGGCGACUUCUGCAAUACGAAAUGUGGUGAUAUAUCCACAACUGCAACAACUGUUUUGCCGUCAAUUGAUCAUACAACUCACAAUUUUGCGUCCUUGGCAACACAAAAACCAUACUGUCCGCCAGACCAUACUUUCGAUUCAUUAUCGUUGCUUUGUAUAAAGUUGGAGGAAGCAACUAAAGUCAGCUUUAGCGAAGCCCAAGCGUUCUGUCGUCAAACCGGGGAUGAGCUUGUUACACUGGACACGUACGCUAAGUUCAACUUUGUGCAAUACGCCAUCAUACAUCAUUCAAAGGAAGAACAGAAGCAAAGAAACUACUGGAUCGGUGCAUAUGCAAAUCUGACUUUAUCAGGGAAGGUGUUCGGAUGGGAAAGUAUGCGGACAUGGGACUUCACAGCAUGGGGAACAAACGAACCAGAUGGCGACCCGAGUCAACUCUGUGUUGUGCUCAAUGUCUUAGAAAAUUACGAAUGGUUUGACACUCGAUGUGACAGUCCUUUCCAUUUCAUUUGUGAGCACGACAUUUUAGUAAAUGGUGGCUUCACUGCAGGCAUGGCACACCCAACAACGUCCUUUAAACCAUUAACGACACGAUCCACACCUUCGACUGUCUCUGCGUUAACACAUUCGUCAUUGACUUCGUCGUCAACAACCGUCUUAACUACAACGUCACAGCUAAUCUGCGAUACGACGAUCGGUUUUACUCUUUUGUCCAAUGGAUCUACCAGUUUGUGUUUGAAAGUAUACAAUCAUUCCGCUACCUGGGACGUUGCUCGAUCUAUAUGCCAUGCUGAAAAUGCUGAUUUGGUUGUUCUGGACACAUCUGAAAAAGGCUUUUUAUUCAGACAAUGGAUAUCUGGUUAUGACAACCUAUUUUGGCUCGGAGCUAUGGACCACAGUAGUAGCGGUAAUAACCGUCAUCACUUUCAAUGGAUAAAUCGUCAUCCUAUAGACUCACAGAGUGAAUUCUGGUCGUCAUCUCAGCCAAAUUCAGACACUGGCCAAUACCAGUGCCUUAUUAUAUACCGGUCCAACAAUUGGCACGACAGACCAUGUAGGGAACACCAUUUGUUUAUUUGUCAAAGAAACCUUUAAAUAGUACUUUAUCAUGUCGUUUUGACUGAUUUAUUAGCUAUGCUGAUGACAAUGCUUUUAAUGUAUUCAGGUUUUGAAAAAUACACAAGUGAAAAACAAACUUAAUGCUUUGGUCGCCAACACGAUGAAAUCUGA